This is a messenger RNA of Silurus meridionalis, 3508 nucleotides long. RefSeq names its product platelet-activating factor acetylhydrolase 1b, regulatory subunit 1b (gene pafah1b1b). The record is from RefSeq and is a predicted model, not a curated record. The transcript is spliced from 11 exons. NCBI's taxonomy places the organism in Eukaryota, Metazoa, Chordata, Actinopteri, Siluriformes, Siluridae. Gene Ontology annotation, cellular component: kinetochore; microtubule associated complex; cytoplasmic microtubule. Gene Ontology annotation, biological process: vesicle transport along microtubule; brain morphogenesis; microtubule organizing center organization. The coding region runs from base 344 to 1576 and encodes 410 amino acids. Gene Ontology annotation, molecular function: microtubule plus-end binding; dynein complex binding.
GUCGUCCGUAGGCGAAUGCGGCGCAGAGCUCGGGGAAGGAGAAACAGGGCUGACCGAGGCGGGGGAGUCGGAAGUGACUUUAUUGUGGAGCCUCGUCUUCAUUUUUUUUAUUACCUCCGCUGAUCUUGCGUUGUCGCUGUGAGUCGUUUAAGAUGAAAGGAAAAACACGGUGUUGAAGAUUUUCCGUGAGUUAAACGAUCAGGAAAGCGAGUGACGUCAGGCGGCAGAGAGCGAGCGUCCCUCCUGCCAGGCGUCCAUCCUGCAAGGAGCUGCUGAGCGUACUGAGGAUCAUCGACAGCCUCCCUGCCUGGGGCAGAGACAGCGCCCCUGUACACCUGCCACAAUGGUGCUGUCACAGAGGCAACGAGAUGAGCUAAAUCGAGCGAUAGCAGAUUACCUCCGAUCAAAUGGCUACGAAGAAGCGUAUUCCGUUUUUAAGAAGGAAGCAGAGUUAGAUAUGAAUGAAGAAUUAGAUAAGAAGUAUGCAGGCCUUUUGGAAAAGAAAUGGACCUCAGUCAUCAGAUUACAAAAGAAGGUAAUGGAGCUGGAGUCAAAGCUUAACGAAGCAAAAGAGGAGAUCACUUUAGGAGGGCCCAUGGGGCAGAAGAGGGACCCGAAAGAGUGGAUCCCGCGACCCCCUGAGAAGUACGCGCUCAGCGGGCACAGGAGUCCCGUUACACGUGUUAUCUUUCACCCUGUCUUCAGCGUCAUGGUUUCUGCCUCAGAAGACGCCACAAUUAAGGUGUGGGACUAUGAAGCAGGAGACUUCGAGAGAACUCUGAAGGGUCAUACAGACUCGGUGCAGGACAUUUCCUUUGACCACGCUGGAAAGUUGCUGGCCUCUUGCUCAGCAGACAUGACCAUCAAACUCUGGGACUUCCAGGGCUUUGAGUGCAUCAGGACCAUGCACGGACACGACCAUAAUGUGUCAUCAGUAGCCAUCAUGCCCAACGGUGAUCAUAUUGUUUCUGCAUCAAGGGAUAAAACCAUUAAGAUGUGGGAGGUGGCAACUGGUUACUGCGUGAAGACGUUUACGGGCCAUCGGGAAUGGGUGAGGAUGGUGCGACCCAACCAGGAUGGCACGCUGUUGGCCAGCUGCUCAAACGACCAGACGGUUCGAGUGUGGGUCACUGCCACCAAGGAGUGCAAAGCUGAGCUGCGGGAGCAUGAGCAUGUCGUGGAGUGUAUCUCCUGGGCUCCAGAGAGUGCCCAUUCUACUAUACUGGAGGCCACUGGCUCUGAGAACAAAAAGAGCGGUAAGCCCGGGCCCUUCUUGCUGUCUGGGUCUCGAGACAAAACCAUUAAGAUGUGGGAUGUCAGUACUGGCAUGUGCCUUAUGACACUGGUGGGCCACGACAACUGGGUGCGUGGUGUGCUGUUCCACCCAGGUGGGAGGUUUAUUGUAAGCUGUGCCGAUGACAAGACCCUGCGCACUUGGGACUAUAAGAACAAGCGCUGCAUGAAGACCUUGAGUGCCCACGAACACUUCGUUACCUCUAUGGAUUUCCACAAGACCUCCCCCUACAUGGUGACUGGAAGCGUAGAUCAAAUAGUUAAAGUGUGGGAAUGCCGCUGAUCUCCCUUCGCCCCGCCCCCGACCCCGCCCCUCCUGUGUACCCCCCCCACUCCUCCCUACCACAACACUCGUCCUUCAGGGGAUGCACUUCAUCACCAUGGCUACCACCCCAUCCAGCACUCUUCUAAUAACUAUUGUCCUUUUAUGUAAAUUAUUCUGGAUGUAGUUUCAGCUUAUUAAAUGUUACAUAAGACACCCUCACAGGGAGAGAAAAAUAAGUUAAGAAAAAAAAAAAGUAUUCUUGCAUGGUGAAUCCCAAACUUGUAUACUGUAAUUAUUAUUAUUAUUUGCUUACCAUCAUCUUAAAGGGUUUAGGAACAUCAAGCAUCGCGUUACAAAAAACCUGGUCCUUUGUGGGGAAUAAAAAACAAAACAAAAAAAAACACAAAAAAAAGCAAACAAACGCAGGGCACUGAAAACCAGGCUCGCUUUUUCUUUCCUUUCAUGAUCCGCUGAUACUUCAAAGAGAGAGAAAGGGACAAGAGAGAGAGAGAAGAGGACAAGAAGCUGUCUUUUUUUUUUUUUUUUUUUCUCUGUUCUGUCACUAAACCAAAUUAAAAUCUGACUGAAUGUUUGUCCUCUUCCAGGACUUCUAUUGUUGUAUUUUAGGUGCUAAACGCUGUACAGUCAUCGUUCUAGAGUUGGGACAUUUGAAAAUCCCACUGAAUUCAAUGGAUCUUGAAUGUGUGCUUCAGGGGGAAAAAAGGAAAAAUUCCUUGUAUGUUAGGAUUUUGACUUGGCCCCAUUAUAUGAUUUUGUACAUAAUGAAAGACGUCUUGGGGACGGGAAAGACAAAUCAGAGAAGGGGGAAAAUCAGCUGUAAAGCCCUGACUUACUUAUAAGUGCACUUCUUAAAGGAGGAAUACGAUGUGUGUGUGUGUGUGUAUGCAAGCAAAGCAAAGCAGGUACUUGGUCCUGCAUACGUGAAACAUCUCGUCAUCUCCAUUUCAUUUUGCGCUCCACUUAGGAAGUUGAUAAAAAAUAUAUAUAUAUAUAUAAUGGUUGCUUAUGUGUAUGGAAUUAUUCCAAGGGACACCGAAACGUUUAAACGCAGCCAGAAGCUUUUGGACGUUCAGUCUGUAUAUCAGCUCAAUCAUCUUCCAUAUAUUGCUUUAUUAGUAAAACAGGUUUUUGUUCCACCACCAAUACACACCGAGGAGGCCACGUCUUGCAUGGUCACAGCUUUGAGUUCAUUCUGCAGCUUCUAUACGUGUGUGUGUGUGUGUGUGGCUCAGCUGCCACUGAAGGAAGCUUUUCAGCUCACGUCUCAGCGGUACCGCAUCGCAUCAUUGUGCAGGACGAGCGCUCUAGCCAGGCCUGUCGUAAAUCAGGGAGGCUAGUGACCUUUUUUAUUUCUUUCUUUUUCGUUGUCAUGUACACUUAAUUCUUUCGGAUGGACCUGUCGAGUCUGGCUGUGUGUGGUAACCAUAAAGACGCCUCCUAGCUAGAACAAGUGCAAUAAGAAUAGACUGCACCGUCUUAACUCUAGACGGACAAAUAUGCAGACGUGUAAACAAACAAACCCCUGUGCGUUUUGAUAGAUAGCGGUAGGGUGGACCUUUUUUAGCCUCUUUUAGGAGUUCUGUACGAGGUGCAGGCGGUUGUACAGGCCGGACCUCUGCUAUUCCAAAGCCGUGUAUGUAGUAUCAGUGGACAUGUGAAAGGCUCGUAGAGCUUCGCUGUAUGUGCAGUAGGUUUGUGCAUUCAGUUCGCUCGGAAUCCAGUCGUUUGCUCUCUCUAUGCCUUGUUAAUAUACUGAAGCCCCCUUGACGUAAAGACCAUUGUUUUUUUUUCUUUUGGUUUUUUUUUUGUGAUCUCACUGUUCACAAACUUACACACAUAUACACUGACAAGAAUAUAAGUUGUGUACCAAUAUAUCUGGAUGUCAUUGUUUGCAAACAUAAGAGUAAUAAAAACUGUAAAUAUAAAGCA